Branchiostoma floridae (Florida lancelet) is the source of this 1863-nucleotide messenger RNA. RefSeq lists its product as uncharacterized. Lineage: Eukaryota; Metazoa; Chordata; Leptocardii; Amphioxiformes; Branchiostomatidae. The record is from RefSeq and is a predicted model, not a curated record. The transcript is spliced from 2 exons. Bases 86 to 1528 code for a protein of 480 amino acids.
CUUCGCUGUUGUUAAAUUCCAUACCGCUAGAGGGCGUGACAAUACAACAAGCCUGAUUCGGCGACUCUUCGAUGCAGCAGCUGACAUGAAUGGCGAAGGUAACGCAGAGAAACGCCAGGCGGAGCGACUGAUCGGAGCCCAUCUCGCAGAAGCCAUGGACUCCGCGGAUAGGAGAGAGCGACUAGGGAGCCUGCUGGCAGGUAUCACGGGUAUGGAGAAACGCCAAGCGGAGCGACUCAUCGGAGCACAUCUCGGAGAAACCAUGGACUCCUCCGACAGGAGAGAGCAUCUCAGCAAACUGCUGGCAGACAUCACGGGUAUGGAGAAACGCCAGGCGGAGAGGAUCAUCGGAGCACAUCUCGGAGAAACCAUGGACUCCUCCGACAGGAGAGAGCAUCUCAGCAAACUGCUGGCAGACAUCACGGGUAUGGAGAAACGCCAGGCAGAGCGGCUGGUCGGAGCUCAUCUCGGAGAAACCAUGGACUCCUCGAACAGGAGAGAGCACCUGAGCAGUCUGCUGGCAGGUAUCACGGGUAUGGAGAAACGCCAGGUGGAGCGGCUGGUCGGAGCUCAUCUCGGAGAAAUCAUGGACUUCUCCGGGAGGAGAGGGCACCUCAGCGAACUGCUGGCAGACAUCACCGGUAUGGAAAAACGCCAGGCGGAGCGGCUGGUCGGAGCUCAUCUCGGAGAAAUCAUGGACUUCUCCGGGAGGAGAGAGCACCUCAGCGAACUGCUGGCAGACAUCACGGGUAUGGAGAAACGCCAGGCAGAACGGCUGGUCGGAGCUCAUCUCGAAGAAACCAUGGACUCCGCGGACAGGAGAGAGCAUCUGGGCCAGCUCCUGUCGGCACUCACGGGAGGAAUGAGGAAGCGUCAGGCGGAGGUGGUGGUGGGUUCGGCCCAAGGCGGCACGCUGGAGUCGCUGCAGAGGGAAAGGUUUCUUAGCGAGCUCCUCUCGACCAUCGAAGGCGAGAAGGGAAAGCGCCAAGCUGAGCGGCUGGUGGGAGCUCAUCUCGGAGAAACCAUGGACUCCUCCGGGAGAAGAGACCAUCUUAGCCAGCUUCUGUCGCACAUCACGGGCGGAAUCGGGAAGAGGCAGGCGGAACUGUUAGUCGGAGCUGAGCUAGGAGACGCCGUGGACGCCAGCGAACGGAGGGAGCGACUGGACGCCUUACUGUCUAGCAUCACGGGACACCUAGGGAAGCGGCAGGCAGGGAUGGUGGAAGGGACAGGGCGUGGAGAUGCCAUGGGUACCGGAGAGCGGAGGGGACGCCUGAGCGGCCUGAUGUCGAGCAUCACAGACGGGGUAGGAAAGCGCCAGGCCGAAGUGUUGGUCGGAGCGGAACUGGGAGACGCCGUAGACGCCGAGGAGCGGAGAGAACGGCUUAGUGCUCUUCUGUCCAGCAUCACAGGCGGAGUCGGCAAGCGCCUGGCUGAAGUAACGGUCGGCGCACACCGAGGAACGGCAGCGGAUGACAAGAAGCACAGGCAGAUGAUAAACGCUUUGGUCGCCAAGAUCACCGGUUAAAGUACACUCAGUUUAUUCUUCUGACUCCAGAUUUACCAUACGGAAGUGUAGGAAAUGGAAUCCUUGUUACCCGUAUCAGCUAUAGACAGUGGUAUUGUACACCGAAUUUCUCAUUGCGUACCAAAAUACAAUUGAUUGGAUCUAGAAAUAAUACUGAAUUGGAAAUUAAAGUUAUUGCCUGAUGGCCUAAUUUCCAAAGAAAAAGUAUUGUCACAGACAAAGGGUAAAAAGGCUGAUGCAGAAAUGUGCAAGAAAUAUCGACCUAAGAGAGAGAAUCCAACUUCACAGAUAAUGUUACACCAAAGGUGACUUCUCAAGAGGUGAUUGGCCAUCCG